This is a messenger RNA of Caenorhabditis remanei, 435 nucleotides long. RefSeq lists its product as uncharacterized. The coding region runs from base 1 to 435 and encodes 144 amino acids. The transcript has 3 exons. NCBI's taxonomy places the organism in Eukaryota, Metazoa, Nematoda, Chromadorea, Rhabditida, Rhabditidae. The record is from RefSeq and is a predicted model, not a curated record. Gene Ontology annotation, molecular function: protein binding.
AUGGAAGACGACGACGAUGUCAAUAUUUUUAAUUUUUGGAUCGCACAUCACCGACGGGUGGAGGAACAGGAACGAGAAAGGCGUGAAGAUGAGUAUGAGGAUAGACCUCAAGGGCAGCUGAGCGACAUUGUCGACAUGACGAGAGGACGGUUGAGGAGACAACUUUCUGCCCUAGGGUCGGUGAGAGUGGAGUUUCUCCACAUGCUCCAUCUCCCGGCCCUGUGGACCCGCGUCAUCGAGGACUACGAACGCCAUACGGCUCGUAGCAAAAUGGUCCGAGUAUGGCGAAAUGAUGAAUACGUAACAGUCCCAUUAAUGAAUCAUUAUGAACAUUUUUAUGAGUUUACCCUCGAAUAUCCAGACCUCCCAUGGGUCCGACUCGAAAGCUUCCGGCCUACGGAGGCUUUCCCAAUGGAAAUGAUUCUGCUUGUUUGA